Molecule: messenger RNA, 286 nt
Organism: Prorocentrum cordatum
Lineage: Eukaryota; Dinophyceae; Prorocentrales; Prorocentraceae
Source: the annotation of a GenBank genome assembly
AUGGGAUUGCACAGGGCGCUGCUGGAGCAGGCCGCGUCCGCGCGGGAAGAUCCCGCGGGCGAGGUGCCCGCGGACAUCCUCGCGGCAGGCAACGCCGCGCAGCACCAGAAGACGUACAACUUCAAGUCAGGCAACGUUGUAGAGUUGCUGAAAGAGCUGAAGAGUAAGUUCGAGGACGACCGAGUGGAGGCCACCAAGGCCGAGACCGCGGCGAAGAACGCCUACGACCUGGCCGAGGACGCCCGCAGCAAGGCCAUCGAGGCCAGCGGGCAGACGCCGGCCAGAC